GGCAAGCGGGGUCCCGGGUCGGGUCUAAGGCACAGGGGGCGGCUGGAGCCACUGGGUGUGAGAGUCUGGAGACUGGCAGAGCAGACAGCCUGACAGUUGGCUUCCCGGGCGCUGGUGCCCCGCCCUCCAUGGUAUCUGGACCCCAAAAUGGUUACAGGGUAGGGGAAUGUAGGAGAAAUGUGGUAGUGUAAGGGGCAUCCAGGGAGCCCACGGAUCCAGGGGAGGCGGCUGCAGGAGAAAUGGCGGUGCUGGAAUGGUGGGGGGCAAGAGUCCUCCCGUGUGGUGCAGGGAGGGUGUCCAGCUCUGGGACAGCUCAGCUGGCGGGUGGUGAGUCGCCUGGGCUACUAGGGUUCUGAUCUGUUUCCGGAGAGGGACCCUUGUACCCUGCGUCCUGGGUGCUGUCCCUUCCCACAGGCUCCUGCUUGAUGGCAAAGUCUCCUGUCUGCGUGGUAGGUCUGGCAUAUUCUGACAGGCCACAGUGAGCAUCUGUAAACCAGAGUCUUGAGGAAAGAGGAACAGGAAAAUGGCGUGGAUUUCUGGAGGCUUGCUUUAAGGCUGGUCAGUUCUGAGAGAAAGGAAAGAAGGCAUCGAGGAUACUGUCUCAAGAUCUGUGGAGGUUGGUGAGAAUCAGGGGCGGCACAGGAGCCAGGGUUGCUUUAAGGCUGGUCAGUUCUGAGAGAAAGGAAAGAAGGCAUCGAGGAUACUGUCUCAAGAUCUGUGGAGGCUUGCUUUAAGGCUGGUCAGUUCUGAGAGAAAGGAAAGAAGGCAUCGAGGAUACUGUCUCAAGAUCUGUGGAGGCUUGCUUUAAGGCUGGUCAGUUCUGAGAGAAAGGAAAGAAGGCAUCGAGGAGACUGUUCCAAGAUCUCUGGAGGUUGUCAAAAAUCAGGGGCAGCACAGGAGCCAGGACUCCCCGCCAUCAGCUGUUGGUCUUAACAUCACUUGAACGCAUAAAAAGGAGGGAGUUGCACCACAUCGGUGAAGAUCACCUGCAGUAGCUGCUUGGCAGUGCUGGGGUUGCUGCUGACCAGUGCAGUCAACAGAUCUGCGCCCACCUAGGACCUGUCCAUCUUCCUCCGGCUUGGCCUCGCCUCUUCUGAACUGCGUCUGUGUUAUUGACUGAGCCUGCUUGGGUAGGAGCCUCCUUGAGUGCUGGAUUGCCACUCCAGUCUAAUUCUUUUAGAUCUCAUAGCCUAACUUACCAAAGAGUAUUGUGAAGAUCAACCCUGUAACAGAUCUGCAGUGAGAGUUUACUGUUGUUAACUGGUAUACAUUGGGACUUCAUCUAACAUAUACUAUGACUAGGGCAGAGAUUGAGCCUGGUGCCCAGGCAAAGGCUGAAAGCAAGCCUGGUGAUGAGAAUGCCAAUACCAAUGGUGCUGAGGGAGAGAGCGAAGCCCCAUUGGUGGUCAGACCCAAGGUUAGGACACAGAUAAUGACUGGAGCAAGGCCCAAAGUGAGGCCUAAGAGUACUCCUGCACCCAGACCUAAGAUUGAAGCCAGUUUACCAGGUGGGGCAUAUGCUAAAUGCAAACCCAAGUCAAUCCCUAUUGCACGAUCAAAGAACGAUGCCCAAGUCUGGGCUCCAAAUAGGUUUCGGGCAGAGCCCAUGUCAAAGAUGGGCAAACAAUGUCAGAUCAGUCCUCCACUGGUCAAUACUGAUUCUGGGAUGGUUGCUCAAGCGAAGUGCCUGUCUGUAGAUAGAGAACAUGGUAAUAUGGACACUGAGAGUUUUCCCAAGAAGACUAAUUCUCAAGCAGGAUACCAGCCUUCUUUUGGCUCAGAGGAGGGACCCAGUAUGGGGUCCUGGUACCGUCCCAGGCCUAUCCCCAAAGGAGAGGCUUAUGAGAAUUCUGAUUUCAGAUGGGCAGACAAACCCUCAGGAAGUUCCUCCUUCUGGAAUAGGGAUGAAACUAGUACAAGAUUUCGUCCUAGGAAAAACAUGAAGCCCAAUAAUACCAGGUUCAGACACAUGGCCAAACAAGAGGCAAAUACCAUGCCUAGGCACAAAAACAAGCAAGAGCUCUAUAAUAUUUCUAGUUCUGAUUCUGAAGAGGAGUCUGCUAAGGCUCCCUGGUUCUGGGCUAAAGAAAAGCCCAAAGUCUGGUCAAGGCCCAGAGAAGAGCCCAAUAAUAGGUCCUGGUUUAGGCCUAAGAAAGAAGUCCGAGUUGAAUCUACUUCUGGGUCUGAAUGUGAAAAUCAUACAAAAUCUUCAUUCUGGUCUGGAGAAGAUGCCAAAUCUAGAUCCAAACCCAGAGCCAGGAAAGGGGUCAACAUGAGGGCCAGGCACCAGGCCAAGCGAGAACCUUGCAGUGAUGGCCUCUCUGGAUCUGUUGAUACAAAUAAAAAAGAGUCCUGGUCCUUCCCUGAAGAUAAGGCUAGUGCUUUUUCAAAGUCUAAGCCAAAGAAAGAGCCCAAAACCAGAGCAAUGCCAAAGGAAGAGGUCAAAACCAAGACCAGAGCAAGUAGCAAACAAGAAGCCAGGGCAGAGGAGGAAGUCUUCAUUGGGUCUUGGUUCUGGGAUCCCCAGGAGUCCAGGAGGGUAGAUAGGGUAAGCACCAAGGCCAGCCUACUUGUAGAGGAGGAGCCCUUUGUUGGAGAUUGGUUCUGGAGUGAAGAAGAAGCCAGUGUGGACUCUGAGACCUGUUGUAAAGCCAGACCAAGGGCUAAGGAGGAACAAGUUAGUGCUUACUCGUUAGGGUCUAGAAAGAAGACCAGUAUGGAGAAUGGGCCUAAGGCUACCUCUAAGUCUGUACCUGCAGCUAAUGAGGAGGGAAAGAACAUUGUUGGGUCCUGGUUCUGUGCUGAUGAUGAAGAUGUCAACUUACAGGCUGAGGAUGAGUCCAUUUUUGGAUCUUGGUUCUGGGGCAUUGGCGAGAACAGUGUGAGAUCUGUUGGAGUCAGUUGUGAGAAGAUGCCCAGGUCUGGGGAAAAGGAAGUUACUAAUUCGUGGUUCUGGGCAGGAAAAGUCAAUGCAGAGGCUGAGGCUGAAGAACAGGCCAGGCCAGCAUCUACAAAAGGGACAAUCUUUGUGCCUUGGUUUUGGUCUCAAAAACAGGCACAUGUGGAUUUAGGGACUGAACCUUGCUCUGACAUCAUGGCAGGAGCUGAGGAGGAGCCCAUAAUUGGGCCCUGGUUCUGGGCUAAAGUAGACAAUAGUGCAGACAUUGAAGUUAACAGUAAGUCUAGCCUGGAAGAUGAGGAAGAGCCCAUUAUAUCUCCUUGGUUUGGGGCCAGAGAACAAGCCAAUAUGAAGUAUGCAGCUGGUGCCAGAUACAAGCCUGUGGCAGAAGCUGAGGAGAAUAAUAAAAUGUCUGACUUUUGGGCAAAAGAACCCAGUUUGUGUCCUGCCAAUAGAGAAAGCUUGAAGUCUACUCUGAGAGAGCAAGGAAACACUGUUGACUCAUGGCUCUGGUCUAAUAAUUAUCCAAGGAGAGAGGCCAUUGCAGGGUCCUGGCUAUGGCCUGCAGAAGAGGGAAAUAUAGAUGAUGAGACAGGGGAAGAGAUCAAGCUACCAACUUUAGAAGACAACAUACUCAAUUCUUGGUUCUGGAAGCAAAAUGAAGAAACUAUUGUAGAGGCUGCCAACAGAGCGGAAUCCAAGCCAGAAGCUGAAGAGGAAGACAUCAUUGGCUCUUGGUUUUGGGCUGGGGAUGAGGACAGAUUUCAGCCAGCUACUGAGAUUAAUGAAGAGAACAAGAUAACAUCCGAAGAAGAAGAUACAGUUGGAUCCUGGCUCUGGGGCAAGGAAGAGGCCAGGCUAGAGGCAAUGAGAAGGGGCGCUUUUGAGUCCACUCCUGGAAUUAAGCGGGAGGAAAUUACUGGGUCAUGGUUCUGGACUGAAGAAGCCAAAAUAGGGGCUGGGUCACAGACAAUCGAAACUGGGUCAGAAACUGAAGAGGAGGCAAUUUUUCAGUCUUUGAUCUGGGCUGCAAGAAACAACAAUGUAGGAGCAGGAAUAAACCGUGUGUCCAGGCCAGAGAAUAAGGUUGAAAUGAAUGUGAUUACCAGUGAGUCCAAUCCAGAAAAUGAGAAAGGGCCAAUUGUUGAGCUUGGGCCAAGUGUAAAAGAUGAGGUGAUUAACAAGACUGGCAGUGGAGAUAACUGUGAAUCUAAUGCAGAAGCUGAAAACAUAGUGGGAUCCUGGUUCUGGGACGGAGAUGAAACUAGUUUUGAAUCAAAUCCUACUCCUGUAUUCAAGGCCAUUUGCAAGCCUAAGUCUUCAGCUGAGCAGGAACCUGACCCUUCCCGCAGACCCCAGAGCUGGGAUGAGGUCACUGUUCAGUUUAAGCCGGGCCCAUGGGGAAAAGCUGGCUUCCCAUCCAUAAGCCCCUUCCGGUUUCCAAAAGAAGCAGCAUGUCUGUUUGCUGAAAUGUUUGGGGGGAAACCUAAGCAAGAAGGAGAGGAGGAAUCUUCAAGUCAGUCUGACAAUGAGUUCCCAUUUCAGUAUGAUCCCUCUUACCGAUCAGUCCAGGAAAUUCGAGAGCAUCUUAAGGUCAGGGAAAGUGUGCAGCCUGAGAGCUGGUCCUGUAGCUGCAUACAGUGUGAGCUUAACAUUGGUUCUGAGGAGUUUGAGGAACUUCUCUUACUGAUGGACAGGAACCGAGACCCUUUUAUUCAUGAAAUAUCUAAAAUUGCAAUGGGCAUGAGAAGCGCUUCUCAGUUUACCCGAGAUUUCAUUAGAAACUCGGGUGUCGUGUCACUUAUCGAAGCCUUACUUAACUAUCCAUCCUCCCGAGUUAGGACAAGGUUUUUGGAAGAAAUGGUUAGCAUGGCUCCACCUUAUCCAGAUCUGAACGUGAUUCAGACAUACGUGUGUCAGGUUUGUGAGGAUACCUUUGAUUAUGACUUGGAUUCCCCUGAGCAGUUGUCUGGAUUGUCAAUGAUUACACACCUCAGUGCUACUUCUGACUACCACAAGGUGGUUGGCAAUUAUUUGACUGGGUUCUUCUACUUACUGAGUUCAGGCAAUACCAAAACAAGGUUUCAUGUUCUGAAAUUGCUACUGAAUUUGGCUGAAAAUCUCGUUAUGACAAAACGACUGCUUGCUACUGAGUCCAUGUCUGAAUUUAUGACCCUCUUCAGUAAGGAGGACUCAAAUGAGAACAUCCAAAUUGUUCUCGCGAUAUUUGACAAGAUUAGCAAAAAUAUUCAGAAAGAAGCCUUGUUCGCUGAUGAUGAUGAUGAUGAUGAUGAGGUGGUGGUGAAUCUUGACCCACUUAUUUCUGCAUUCCAUGAGAUUGAAAGCUUUGCUAAAACACUAAAACGCAAGCCUGACAAUUAAAAAUCACCCUGAAGCAGAACAAAACCGUUUAAUAUGCUUAACCAUUUGCCUGUGAUUGUCCUUGUGCUCCUGAGUCUUAUGAUCCUCAAGUAAUGCUUUGGUUUCACAGCUGAUUCCGUGUUUCAGUGUACCUCUUUAAUGCUGGUGAAAAUUUUAUCCAACUCUGUGUAAGCUGUAUCAUUUUUCUGAUGCCAAAUGAAUAUACAACUGAAAACACACGUGUUGAUGGUACUUGUUUUGUUGAUUGUGCUGUUCAAUAUGUGAGUUUAAAGUGAACUGAGCCAUUGUAAAUAAGAUUCCCUUCUAAUCGUUGUGCCCAUGUGUAUCUAUUUGAGUGAGUCUUGUGCUUCAAUAAAGUUAUAUGUUAAAGCAA
Mesocricetus auratus (golden hamster) is the source of this 5654-nucleotide messenger RNA. RefSeq names its product G protein-coupled receptor associated sorting protein 1 (gene Gprasp1). The transcript has 7 exons. The record is from RefSeq and is a predicted model, not a curated record. The coding region runs from base 1295 to 5281 and encodes 1328 amino acids. NCBI's taxonomy places the organism in Eukaryota, Metazoa, Chordata, Mammalia, Rodentia, Cricetidae.